UAAGUGUCCUCGGAGAUCGCGAGAGUUGGCGCCUGCGCGGGACUUCGGAUUUAAAGAGGCAAGGCCUUGAAGCCAACAGUCGGGGGCGGUGCCUGGAGCGGCGGCUCGCUGCUCCGCUGCCCAGUGAGGGCGCAGAGUCUGCGGCGGCGGCUAGGGCCCGCCAUGGCCCAGCAGAGAGUCCUGCCCCAAAGCAAGGAGACGCUGCUGCAGUCUUACAACAAGCGGCUCAAGGAUGACGUCAAGUCCAUCAUGGACAAUUUCACAGAGAUCAUCAAGACCGCCAAGAUUGAGGAUGAGACGCAGGUGUCACGGGCCACCCAAGGUGAACAGGACAAUUACGAGAUGCACGUGCGAGCUGCUAACAUCGUUCGAGCUGGUGAGUCCCUGAUGAAGCGUUCUGACCUCAAGCAGUUCCUGAUCCUCAAUGACUUUCCAUCAGUGAAUGAGGCUAUUGACCAGCGCAACCAGCAGCUGCGUGCCCUGCAGGAGGAGUGUGACCGCAAACUUGUCACCCUGCGGGAUGAGGUCUCCAUCGACUUGUAUGAGCUGGAGGAGGAGUACUACUCGUCCAGCUCCAGUCUUUGCGAAGCUAAUGACCUGCCUCUAUGCGAAGCUUACUGGAGGCUGGACCUGGACACAGACUCUGCUGAUGGCCCCUCGGCCCCUCUUCUGGCAUCUCCGGAGCCUGGCACCGGUCCCCUACAGUCUGCAGCCCCUGUCCACUCGCAUGUUGGUGGCCCAGGUUCCACAGAGCACACCUGAGCCUCUUAGGGCUACCUUCCCCAGACUCCUAGUUUACCAGGAGCAAAGUCCUGGGCUACCCUCUCGAUGCCUAUCUUAGGCAUCUGCUCCCACUUGGGGACUCCAGGACCCAAGAGCUACUGUGGUCUUGGGAAGCUGGCCAGGCCAGGCUCAGCCUUCCAGUUCCCUCCCAGGACAGUUAGCAAAGUUCCAGCCAUUUCCAGGGUGACCUGUCAUUUCUGGUUACCAGGUGGAAGGACAUGUCCUGCUGAGGAGCUCAACUGUAUGGGAAAACUGAGCAUGCUGUUCAGAAUUGGAAGGGGCUUAGUGUACAGUCAGCCAAGCCCAGCCCUAUCCUUAGGCCAGGGCUCCCAUGCAGAGCCUUGCCCACCACCUCUUGUCCUGAACACGAAUGUCCAUGCCACAGGCUGACUGCACUGGUAAGGCUGUGGGAGAGGGGCUGCCCACUCACAUAGAAGCCAACUAGGGGCUUCCUGAAUUCUGCCACCAUGUCAGUUCUGCUACUUUUGUAAUAAGACUUGAAUAAAAACACUGCCCUUUUCUGUUGCUCUUCUUUCUUCAUCACUGGUCAGCUGGAGACCACCCCGGAUUCCAGUAGCUUCUGAACAGCUCCUGGCGCUGCCUCACAGCCCUGGGUUUAGGCCCAGCCCUACCACCCAGAAGGUCCUUGACACUUGGUGAAUGAACAAUACGUGGCUCAGGCACCUGUACCUCUGGUGUCAUUUAGUUCUUACUGCCAGUGCUGUUACGGCUGCAUUUCAAAGGAGUUGGUGUCAUACCCAGGGCCAGAGCUGGGAAGUGAAGUGCCAUAACCAGUGUUUGACCUCAGGGACUUCAGACCCCCUGCCUCUUGGUACCAGCCUCACCUCAGACAUUCAGGAACCAUAGUCCUAAGACUGGGACUUGAGCCCUGCUUCCACAGUGCAACCCCCAGUUGUUCUUUACCUCCUACCCAGGAGGGAGACCACAGCUGACAGCCACUAGGGGGCUUAAGACCUCCACAGUCAGGCAGAAGGCAGUAGACAGGAGAAGGGGGUGACCAGGAAAGUCACAUCCAGCGUGAGGGAGUUUCCCGUCGCUAAGACAAGCGAUGAUUCCUGCAGCACUUUAACUGUGGAAAGUGCUUUAAAAGUGGUUAAUUGUAAUUAACCACUCAGGAAAAGAAAGAACUUAGAACCUCAUGAAAGUGGAAGGGAACAAUCUGGAAGGAAUGGGCCAUAGGCUUUCAAAAAAAAAAAACCUGAGUAAUCUUGUUAAUUUUAUUCUGUGUGUGACCAAAUCCUAGUCAUCCUUUAAAACAGCACAUCCCUCCUUUCUACCCAGCUUCAUGGCUAGAGAUGGCCUCAUCUCAUUCUCUUCAACCAGGCAGGUGUUACCUGUGUGACUCCAGCAAAGCAGUGCAUGUUAAGGUCACCAACAUUACUAAACCUGGUCAUUCCUUGGUCAUUAUCACCUUUUCAUCCCAGGCAGUUAACAGAGGAUGUCUGAACCUAUAGGAAAGUUGUAAGUAGUAUGUACAAAGAACAGCCAUUCACACCCUAUUGGGACGCACCUCACCCAUAAAUACUCCUCAGCCUGCCUCUUGAAAACAUUCUAGGGCAGGCCCGGUGAUGCACAUCUGUUAAUCUCAGCUAUUUAUGAGGUUGAGAUGGGAGAAUUGGGAGUUCAAGGCCAGCCUAGGCUACAUAGUAAGCCCCUGCCUCAAAAAACAUUCUCCAUCAUGGCCCAGGCCCAGUACCAUCAUCACAACCAAAAUGAGUGGAUACUCCAAAACGCACGCCAUGUUGGAAUUUCCUCAACCGUUCCCAGACGUCUAUGCCUGUUUUUAUCCUGCAUUACAUCUGUUGUUACAGGGCCACGGUGGAGUGGGUGUGCAGGCGGCCGGAGG
Messenger RNA from Castor canadensis (American beaver), 2650 nucleotides. It is a transcript of the gene Med22, whose product is annotated as mediator complex subunit 22. Gene Ontology annotation, molecular function: transcription coregulator activity. Gene Ontology annotation, biological process: regulation of transcription by RNA polymerase II. The record is from RefSeq and is a predicted model, not a curated record. Gene Ontology annotation, cellular component: mediator complex. NCBI's taxonomy places the organism in Eukaryota, Metazoa, Chordata, Mammalia, Rodentia, Castoridae.